GGCAGAGCGGAUAUAGUGAAUGCGGGGUCCGGGGAGAGCGGAUAUAGUGAAUAGCGGGAGAGCGGAUAUAGUGAAUGCGGGGUCCGGGGAGAGCGGAUAUAGUGAAUGCGGGGUCCGGGGAGAGCGGAUAUAGUGAAUGCGGGGUCCGGGGAGAGAGCGGAUAUAGUGAAUGCGGGGUCCGGGGAGAGCGGAUAUAGUGAAUGCGGGGUCCGGGAGAGCGGAUAUAGUGAAUGCGGGGUCCGGGGAGAGCGGAUAUAGUGAAUGCGGGGUCCCGGGGAGAGCGGAUAUAGUGAAUGCGGGGUCCGGGGAGAGCGGAUAUAGUGAAUGCGGGGUCCGGGGAGGAGAGCGGAUAUAGUGAAUGCGGGGUCCGGGGAGAGCGGAUAUAGUGAAUGCGGGGUCCGGGGAGAGCGGAUAUAGUGAAUGCGGGGUCCGGGGAUGAGAGCGGAUAU
Messenger RNA from Staurois parvus, 449 nucleotides. The record is from the annotation of a GenBank genome assembly. Lineage: Eukaryota; Metazoa; Chordata; Amphibia; Anura; Ranidae.